Messenger RNA from Phycomyces blakesleeanus NRRL 1555(-), 342 nucleotides. RefSeq lists its product as hypothetical. The transcript is spliced from 5 exons. The record is from RefSeq and is a predicted model, not a curated record. The coding region runs from base 1 to 342 and encodes 113 amino acids. NCBI's taxonomy places the organism in Eukaryota, Fungi, Mucoromycota, Mucoromycetes, Mucorales, Phycomycetaceae.
AUGAGAGCUAUAUUAAAGCCAGCGCGUAUCAUAAAAGCUUUAAAUGUAGUAUAUCAAGUUUUUCUUUUCUUUAUUAAAAAAAAAGUAGCUAGAGAAGUAAUAUUAACAAAAUGUGUGAAAAGCCAAAUAAAGAAAGAUGAUGAUAUAACCAUGAUAAAAAGUCAUCUGGGAAAACAGUUGCACAACAAGAAGCCGAGAUCUAUAUGGUACUUUGCGACAAGCGCUUCAACUUCAAAAUCUGUAGUUGAUGUAGUUACAGCAGUGGUAGAUGAAAACCAGUUUUCUCCCAGUGUUGAAUGUGAGAAGUAUGAACGACACACUAGGAUCGCUAUGAGUGGCUAA